Molecule: messenger RNA, 1465 nt
Organism: Epinephelus fuscoguttatus (brown-marbled grouper)
Lineage: Eukaryota; Metazoa; Chordata; Actinopteri; Perciformes; Serranidae
Gene: sc5d
Product: sterol-C5-desaturase
Exons: 5
Coding region: 92-1000 (302 amino acids)
Molecular function (GO): iron ion binding; oxidoreductase activity
Source: RefSeq, a predicted model, not a curated record
CAGCACUGAUUGGUCGCUUGGACACCUUUAGUUUAGUACUGAUCCCUUCGCCGUUUCACUGGGAGACGAACAACCGACACAUGUUUCAACCAUGGAUCUUGUGCUGAAUGUUGCCGACUAUUACGUCCUCACCCCGUACGUGUACCCUGCGUCGUGGCCUGAGGACGGGGCCCUGCGGCAGAUCCUCAGCCUGUUGGUGCUGACCAACCUCGGGGCUGUGGUCCUGUACCUGGGCCUGGGGACCAUCAGCUACUUCUUCAUCUUCGACCACAAACUGAUGAAACACCCACACUUUUUGGAGAAUCAGGUUCAGAGGGAGAUCAAAUGUGCGAUGACCUCUCUUCCUUGGAUCAGCAUCCCCACGGUGGCCUUGUUUUUCGCUGAAGUUAGAGGAUACAGCAAACUAUACGAUAACAUCAAAGAGUCUCCACUGGGUUGGCCUGGGCUCUUCCUGAGUACGAUCUCCUUCAUCUUCUUCACUGACAUGUGUAUCUACUGGAUCCAUCGCUUCCUGCAUCAUAAGCUUUUUUACAAGCUGUUUCACAAACCCCACCACAUAUGGAAGAUCCCCACUCCCUUCGCCAGCCACGCCUUCCAUCCAGUCGACGGCUUCAUGCAGGGACUCCCAUACCACAUCUACCCCUUCCUCUUCCCCCUCCACAAGGUGCUAUACCUGGCCCUGUACGUUUUUGUCAACAUCUGGACCAUCUCGAUCCACGACGGUGACUAUCGCGUCCCUGGCGCUCUGACGGGUGCCAUCAACGGCUCAGCUCACCACACCGACCACCACCUCUUCUUCGAGUACAAUUACGGCCAAUACUUCACCCUGUGGGACCGCCUGGGAGGCUCCUACAGGCACCCGUCGGGUCUGAUGGGGAAGGGUCCUCAUGAUCUGAUCCGGAAACUUGAAGCAGAGGGAAAGUUGGGAGACGACAGAGUGAAGGGUAAAGGGCAAGUGAAUGGACAUGCUCAGAGAGGAGUCACAUGUAAGGAGGAGUAACAGAAGGGAAGUUCUGGUUAAAUGCUUCAAGUGAUCUCUAUUUUUUUAAAGACAAUGUGCUACACUAAAUUUCAGCUGUAAUCACUGAGUUUUUGUACUUGCCAAAUAUGCUGUUGUGAGAUUUUAAACAGUAGUUGAUAAGAUGCAAGAUGGCUUCGGCUGGAUUUAUACAAUUACAGGCAAGCUUUGGGAUUGCUACAUUUCUUAAUACGCCACUGGAGAAUUUUUGCUUUCAGCAAAUCAAGAAACAACAGAGCUCAGAGAGUGGAAAGGCUGGAGCUAGGGGAGCUGCUACACUACCAGAGAACGACACCAGCUGUGAAUGGGAGUUUGACUUCAGGAUUAGGAUGUGGGACUGGCAUCGCAGAGAUAUAAUUUUUUUUUUUAGAUUGAACAAGUAGUAAUCUUAGUAAGUUCAGACUGAAUCUGAAAAUGUGGCAAAGCAGCAAGUGCUUCAACAGAAAA